AUGGUUGAAAACGAGAGUUUGCAACAACAUCAGGAGGUCCAGUUACAAAACAUUCGAGAAGAGAAUGGUAAAGAACAAUUACAAGAUCAACAAGAAGGGUAUAAGCCACCAUUUAAAUUGCAUAAAUUCAGUUAUGAUUGGCGUCGUUCAAAUACUUCCACUACUAAUAAAUUUCUCGAGUUUCUUCGAGACAUUUACUCGAACAACGGUCAAAAGCCAAUCUAUGUGAUUGCUCAUUCUAACGGUGGUCUGAUAACCUUGUCUGCUCUUCACCAGCAACCAGAACUAUUUGCCGGUUGUAUAUUUGCCGGUUCAUUAUUUCACGGAGCACCUGGGAUUCUUCAUACCUUCAAAUACGGUGACAAUAUAUUGUUCAACAAGCGAAUUCACGAUGAAGCCGCCCAUUUCACAUUGCGAUCCGCUUAUCAUUUUUUGCCAGCGCAAUACGACAAAGUUUUUAAGGAUAGUGUCAGUGGAGAGUAUUUAAGCGAAUAUUCGGAAUUGGGUAGUAAAAAGGAAAGAGCCGAUUAUUUGAAAAUGGUUUUGGAUGAUACCAAAGCAUUUCAUGAGACAUUGAAGUCGCCUAAAGAUAAAUCGAUCAAUUAUCCACCUUUGGCAACUAUAGUGUCGGACAGUCAUUCUGCGACUAGUGGCUUUCAUGUUAAACUUGAUGAUGACGGUAAUAAAUUCACAAUUCUGUAUGAUCAACCAAUUCGGGUAAAAGGUGAUGGCGCAGUUCCAUUUACAAGUACUAGAUUGCCUGAUGGUAUACCAUAUGAUGUGUUUCACACCACUCGUGUCCAUAGUGAAUUAUUACAAGAUUUAGUUACUGUUGGUAAAGCAAUUGAAAAGGUUUUUGGUAAAAAAGAAGUAGUAGAAGAAAAGAUUUUAUAA
Entrophospora candida is the source of this 894-nucleotide messenger RNA. NCBI's taxonomy places the organism in Eukaryota, Fungi, Glomeromycota, Glomeromycetes, Entrophosporales, Entrophosporaceae. The record is from the annotation of a GenBank genome assembly.